Molecule: messenger RNA, 1806 nt
Organism: Punica granatum (pomegranate)
Lineage: Eukaryota; Viridiplantae; Streptophyta; Magnoliopsida; Myrtales; Lythraceae
Source: RefSeq, a predicted model, not a curated record
UCUCUCUCUCUCUCUCUCCAUCCAACGAACAGAACAGGACAGAUCAGAUCCAAACCCCUCAAAAAAGGGGAAAAAAAAGAAAUAUAUCAAAUUCCAGUUUCCUCGAAGCUUCUGCGAUUCCCGAUCGCCGCCAGACUUGCCCCAUCCUCAUUACUUCCGACUCCAGGAGCCCUCAACAGAUUCCGGAGCUGAACAGCGGCUAUGGCCAAGCAGAAGGAGGUGCUAAUGGCUGCUACAGCAGCCACCAGCCCCCCUCCCGACGAAGAGAUCGGCAAGGCGACCGCCAUGGUGUUCCAUGCGCAGACGCGGAGGAAGGCCACCGGAGGACUCAAGGCGUGGCUGAUCGUGUCCGAAUCGGGCGAAUCCCACGUCGAGGAGGUCGGCAGGCACUCCAUCAUGCGCAGGACCGGCCUGCCCGCUCGCGACCUUAGGGUUCUCGACCCCGUCCUCUCCUACCCUUCCUCCAUUCUCGGGAGAGAGAGGGCAAUCGUCGUCAACCUGGAGCACAUAAAGGCCAUCAUCACCGCCACCGAGGUCCUCAUGGUCAAUUCUAACAGCCCUCUGGUUUUCCAGUUCGUACGGGAUCUUCAGAACCGUAUUUCUACCUCCAAUUUGGCCCCUCCUCAACAGGUGAAAGACGAGAACAGCGGCUCGGGAAUAGAUGUGCCAGUCGUUGCAGGUCCUAAGACUUUGCCAUUUGAGUUCAGAGCUCUUGAAGCUUGUCUUGAAUCUGCAUGCAGGUGCCUGGAGUCUGAGACUCAAACCCUUGAGGAAGAGGCGUAUCCAGCAUUAGAUGAGCUCACUUCCAAAAUUAGCACGCUCAACCUGGAGCGUGUUAGACAGAUAAAGAGUCGACUGGUUGCUAUCUCUGGCCGAGUGCAGAAGGUGAGAGACGAGCUUGAACAUUUGCUUGAUGAUGACAAUGACAUGGCUGAAAUGUAUUUGACUGAGAAGCUUUUGACUCGCUCGCUAUAUAGCACCUCAUCCAGAAGAGAGGAAAUUGGCAAUCUUGAAGCUGAAGUGGAUGACAAAAGGUCUGAAGAAUCUGAUCAGGAGGAAGAAUCUGAUGGUGAAGAAGCCGGUGACGUCAAGCCAAACAUCGAGGAGUUGGAGAUGCUUUUAGAAGCCUAUUUCGCUCAAAUCGAUGGCAUACUACAAAAGCUCUCUGAUAUGAACGAUUACGUGGAUGACACGGAGGACUACAUCAACAUCAUGUUGGAUGAUAAGCAGAACCAACUGCUGCAGAUGGGAGUAAUGCUCUCUACUGCAAACAUGAUAAUCAAUGCGGGCAUCGUUGUUGUCGGGCUGUUUGGUAUGAAUAUUACGAUAAGUCUCUUCAGUGCCCCUCACAUUAAGUUCUGGCAGACCACCUUUGGGACAAUCGGGGGCUGUGUUGCUCUGUAUGUAUUAUCAGUCGGAUGGGGGUGUGGUCAGCGUCCUUGGAUCUCCGAAGAUUCGGACAAAAUCAAAUGCGCCAUUCUCCCUAGUUGAGCAUUGAACUUUGGAUGGUUGAGAUUUGCUUCCUUUUUUUCCCAUUGAUAAAUUGGGCUUCUGAAGGUUUAGGCCGCUCGAGUGAUAGCUCAGGCUUGUGAGUUUGCUCAGCUUGCCGGACAUUUUGGAGACUAUUGGGCCAAAGAAAGAGCUUUACAGUUGGUCUCAAGGAAAAUUCGAGCUUGGGUAACGUUUGAGUCUGUACUGAAAUCAGCCUGUUUAAGCAGCAUCAUCAUCGUACUACCAUGUAUAGAAUGGUUUCUGGGUUUGGACUAUGGAAUUCUGCUGAUAAUUCAAUCCUCCCUUUUGAUCUUA